AUGCCUCGGAAGACAAACAGAAGUGUCAAUCCCUCGCAACCCAAAGCGCUUUUCGACGAACAACAAGAAGCGACGUUCUCUCUCUUAGCACUGCAAGCUUGGAGUCCGGCAACGGCGAUGGCGCCUCAGCAAAGGAACCGCCUGUACAUCGCAGGUGGCCCUGGAGGCAAUUCAAUCGGGCCGGCAGUUCACGAAUACAUUGCAAAGUCUCUGGGCCUCGACUGGACAUGCGAAUUCCUGCGCAUGUCUUCGAUCGACGAUGUCAUGAGACUUUAUCGCGCCGCUGACUUUGCUGGCGGACUUUGUGACGAACUAGUGAAGAUACUUGGAGCAUGCAACACGGUAUACCUCACAGCCGACCAGCAGUUAUGUGGCAGCAACACGGAUUGGGUUGGAAUCUACGACGCUAUACUGGCACGCAAGCCCGACAACCAUCCUGGGAAGAUAGGCCUGGUCUAUGGAGCAGGAGGUGCCAGUCGGGCAGCUAUCUACGCCCUGUCAGCUAAAUUGCGCUGUCGUACGAUUUACCUUGUCAAUCGUGAUGAUCACGAGGUUGCAGAGGUGUUGCGGGACGUACAUGAGCAUGGUGAUGUGUACAAGCCCCAAAUAGUCCACGUCCGAAAGUUGUCUGAGGCAAAAGAACUGGAACCUCCGCAUUAUAUCGUGUCAACUGUUCCGGACUUUGAGGCCGUGACAGCAGAAGAAACCCAAGCAAGGAACAUUUUGACCGAGUUUCUCCAGAGACCCUCUCCAUCCAAAGGCUUGUUGUUGGACAUGUGCUACCAUCCACCUAUGACGAGAAAUUUGAAGCUUGCGAAGGACUCCGGAUGGUCGAUUGUGCAAGGAUUCACUGUGGUCGCUUGUCAGUUCCGCGUGCAAUGGGAGCUGUGGACUGGCAAAGCUAUUCAGACGGACGAGGUCUUCAGAUUGACCGAGAAAUUGAUCAGAGAUAGGGACGAAGCACUGCCACUUGUCCGGAGCAACGGCUAUCAUUAG
Messenger RNA from Exophiala xenobiotica, 996 nucleotides. RefSeq lists its product as uncharacterized. The record is from RefSeq and is a predicted model, not a curated record. Gene Ontology annotation, biological process: shikimate metabolic process; chorismate biosynthetic process. NCBI's taxonomy places the organism in Eukaryota, Fungi, Ascomycota, Eurotiomycetes, Chaetothyriales, Herpotrichiellaceae. Gene Ontology annotation, molecular function: shikimate 3-dehydrogenase (NADP+) activity. The transcript has 2 exons. The coding region runs from base 1 to 996 and encodes 331 amino acids.